AUGGCGGCGUUCAAGUACUUUGAUCUGGACGGCGACGGCCACAUCACGCGCGCUGAGCUGGAGCAGGUGCUGGCCUCAAAGGGUGACCUGGGGGACGCCGCUGACAUCAUCAAAGCGGUUGACCAGGACGGGGACGGCACAGUUGACUAUGCAGAGGUGAUGGGAUGA
Molecule: messenger RNA, 168 nt
Organism: Monoraphidium neglectum
Lineage: Eukaryota; Viridiplantae; Chlorophyta; Chlorophyceae; Sphaeropleales; Selenastraceae
Exons: 2
Coding region: 1-168 (55 amino acids)
Molecular function (GO): calcium ion binding
Source: RefSeq, a predicted model, not a curated record